Arachis duranensis is the source of this 1662-nucleotide messenger RNA. Its product is annotated as protein BPS1, chloroplastic. The coding region runs from base 532 to 1536 and encodes 334 amino acids. The record is from RefSeq and is a predicted model, not a curated record. The transcript has a single exon. Lineage: Eukaryota; Viridiplantae; Streptophyta; Magnoliopsida; Fabales; Fabaceae.
UAUACUGUCACUGAAGCUUCUCCUUCGAGGGAACUCCCUAUUUCCAAUUGGCAACUCUAAAAGCAAUAACCAACCACAGUGACAAAGUACCAUUACCUAUAUAAAUAGACAAAUAUACCCUCCUUAGGUAUUCUGAAUUUGGUAUAUUGAUCAAAGUAAUUGCAUAGGGCCCUUUUUUCCAUAACUUAUAUCAUAAACCAACCUCUAUUAACCAAAAAUUUAGGUCAGAUCAGAUGAACCUAUUUGACCACCGCAAAAAUGGGUGCCCAUAGUUUUUUUUUUUUCUUAAUCUCUAUGGGAAAAGAAAACACCAAUUGUGUGUUUUGAUCAUAUCCGCAACCUAGUUGCAUUCCAAUACUAAUCUACUCUCUUUUGCUCUUUUUUUGAGAUCAAAAACCAAACUUUAUCGGCUCAACUUUCCAACCAAUAAGUCAUCUACAACCAAACUUUCAAAGUCUCUUACUUUUUUUUAAUAGUUCUAAUUCUCAACUCACCCCAACAAAGUUAUUUGUAUUGUGUUCUAAGUUGUCAAUGGUACUCUUGGAACAUACCUUUGCAAAACUCUACAACAAGCUGGAGAAUCAUCACGACCACAACCACCAUCAAAAUCAGACCAACCAUGAUCAUUAUAACCAACCUGAGAAGUUCUUAGCUUCCUUGCAUGCUUUUAGAUGCGAGGUUUCCAGAUUCAUAGGACAGUUAUCACUUGAUGUGUUGAAACCAGGAGGAGGACCGUCAUCAUCAGAGAUCUUUUUCUUGUCCUUGACAUGGAUUGAGAAGUGUUUUGGGAUCUUACCCUUCACAAACAAGGCUUUUGCAAAUCUUGUUGUGGAUAUAGAUUACCCUUUAAGUACAUGGGAGGUUGGUUCCAUUGAAGGGUAUCUCAGCUACAGUUUGUGUUUGUUGGAGAUUUUCAAUUCAAUUUCUUCAUCACUUUCUCAUCUUGCACAAUCAAGGCUUUCUCUUGCUCAUGGUUUAUCAGUUUUAGAGGAUUCUUCACUUCCAUCUUCUAUGGCAACAAAGCAUCUGAAACCAAUUGAGCCAUGUUGUUCCAAUUUCAAUGUCAAUUUUGCCAACGAAUUGAGCAAAGAAAGUGAUCAAGGAAGGAUUUUUAGUGGCAAAGAAUGGGUUGUUAGUGAAGCUUUGAAGGAAAUGAAGAGUCUUGGCUUUUGGGUAUGUGGGAUUUUGUUGUCUGGUUUGUGUAGUAAUAAUAAGCCAUAUAUGGAGUUAAGAGAAAUUUUAGGUGGCUUUGAUGGUUCUUUGGUUGUGACGCUUGAUUCCAAGAUCAAUGAACAAAUAAUGGAGAAAAUUCCUGUGUUGAAGGAGGUGAAGGAGAUCAAUGAUUCUGUUGCUCCAGUUCUUGUUGAGGAUUCAGAUGUUGCUGCCAAGGAAAUGCAAACAAAGCUGCAAGUGUUGGAGAAUCUAUGUGAUGUUGUAAGAACUAUGGUGGAUGAUAUGUUCAACAAGGUAAUGACACAGAGAACUGAAUUAAUAGAUUGUCUUAGAUUGACGAAAGGACCCAAAAAUUCUGUUUGAUUGUUUGAUUUGAUUUCCUGUGUAUAGACUUAUAGUUUCAUAGGGUCUUUUAAGUUUUGUAAUGUUUUCAAAGUGUAUGAUCUUAAUUUAACAAGUAAUGUAAAUACUAAAGAUUUCAUUGCAUUA